AUGGCUACCAAAACGGCUACCUCAAAGACCCGAAAGCCUAAAGCUAAUAACUUUGUAUUGAUUUUAGAGCAGUUCCUAGAAAAGCAUAAUUUGACAGCCGACUCUACCCCAGAACAAUUAAGCAAACAUGCUCCCGAACUGGAUACUUUACUUCCUGCUGAUGAUUGGAUGGCCCGCAGGUGUGUUAAAGUUGCCCUUGCCAAAGGUACUAAAAAAAGAAGUGUAUUUAGCAAAGAGCGAAUAGAAGCUCUCUUGCCAGAUAAGAGAAAGGGAAAACUCACCAUAGAGGAAAGGGCAAAAUACUGCGCUAAAACCGGUGAUUUUAUAGACAUUGUCGCUAAUCAUUGGAAAUUGGGUCCAAAAAGUAAUGAUGAAAAUGAAAUUGUUGCCGGCGUCGCACGUCAGUCAACAUUCCGUGUGAAGUCAGCAGAAGGCGGUGUAGAUACUGAAAUUAUUGAUACCUUUGCCAAAGAUAAGGAUCGUAUCCAAGAGUCUAAUAAAAUUCAGAGAAAGCGCACUAAGAAACGAAUGGCUAAAGCACAAAGAAUUCCAAAACAUUUCUCCUUAGCAAAUGUGAGUAAAAGAAUUCAGAACAUGGAUGUUUCCAAAAUUCCUACUAGAGAGGAUCUUGCAGAUGUGAUAGUGAUGCUGAGUAUGAGACCUUCAGAAGUAACAUUUCUUCAAAUUAAGCGUUAUGAGCCAGAUGAACCACUUGGGAUUGAUCUUCCGAAUAUUCCAGCAUGGUAUAAAGAGGGAUAUUCUUGGUAUUGUACAGGUGGGACACGUAGUGCUUGGCCAUUUAACGAAUUCUUAAAGCAAGAACCUUAUAGAAGCAUACCUAGGGAAUUAAGACGUUAUGGAAAAAGGCAUGCUUCCAGAAUUUAUGGUGGAAAGAAUGCAACUCCAGAGGAGCUUAAACGACUUUCAAAAUCUCAUUGA
Messenger RNA from Acaulospora colombiana, 939 nucleotides. The record is from the annotation of a GenBank genome assembly. NCBI's taxonomy places the organism in Eukaryota, Fungi, Glomeromycota, Glomeromycetes, Diversisporales, Acaulosporaceae.